GCGGCGGCGGCGGCGCCGGCAUGGAGGAGGAGGCCGCGGAAGAUUAUCAUGAACGCUGUGUACAGUGUUCAGAAGUAAACUGGGGUCUUACUGAUGGAGGCCGAUUUUACUGCAGAACUUGCCACAAUGUUAUUGAGAGAACUAGAGAAGUUGUGAAUACUGUUGUUACUGGUAACACAAGAGUCCAGACAAUCGCCAAAGGUUUAAGAAAGCGGGAAAAAAAUGAUGAUGAAGGCUGGGAAUGGUAUGUUUGUGAAGGCUUUCAGUUCGUACUCAAGAAACAAGCAGAAGCUUUGGAAGCAUUAGGAGUGUGUCCACAAAUGAAGGAUGAAAUUCUGUGCAAUUUUUGGAGACGUUACCUUCAGAAGAGCCAACAAGCAUAUUGUAGCAGACCAGCUGGGGAAGCUAUCAAAGUAUUAUCAGGAUGUGAUAGCAGUACAGAUGUAGAUAGUGAACCAGAGAGACCUAGCCUUCUUCACUUGUUAUCUCUCUCUGAAAGUGAUGGGGAUCUACUGACUGACUGCAGCUUUGGCUCAUCAACUGGCAAAGUCUCAGAAAGCACCUCUGUCUGCUCUGGAUCGGUAGAUGGUAGCUUGCAUUUAAUGAAGAACCAAAAGGACAAACUGAGGAUGUCAAUGCCAAUGACCCUUUCAUUUUGUUAUAUGGCAUUACUCUGGCUGAGAGAACCAAUGACAUUAUCUGAUCUCUUAAGGCUUGUUGUUGAAGGUCAUAUUCCAUACCUGAAUGUUUUUCAAUGUUUUCCAGAGAAGAUGAAAUUAUAUGGACUUGAUCUGAAGAUCUUUUGUGUAGAGUCAUGGCCUGUAUAUGAAGAAGUGUACAACAAAAUGCUUCAACUUGCCUCAUUCUUAGAGCUGCCUCGGUUUCCAGAUAUAACAGAGAGCUGCUUUCUUCAUCCAGACAUGUUGUGCAUGAAGUACUUGAUGGAAGCUAACUUACCUGAUGAAUUGCAUAAUUGGACUUGUCGAGUGGUGAAAAAGAUCCAUAUAGGAGAAGCAGAUUUCCUGACUUUUGCGCCUGGAAAUAAGUCAACAAGAAAAGUGAAAUAUGAUGUUCUUGCUGCAGCAGUUAUUGUAGUGGUGCUCAAAUUACUGUUUUUAUUAGAUGAUCACUAUGAAUGGCUACUGUCAGACUUCGCUGAAGAAAGAAAUAAAAACAACAAAGAAGAUGGUCCAUAUUUCGACUUCAAAAAGUGGUGCAAGGUUAUAAAAAAUUCCUUGGAUGUGGAGCAAAAGAAAUUGGAUGAAGAAAGAGCUAAGUAUCUGUGGAGAUGUGAAAAGCCACUGUUUUACUCAGCCAAGAAGAAAUCUAAAGUUCUUAAGAGAAGGCAAAUAGUUGUGAACUUACAGAAUCAGUUUGGCAAGCUGUCUGGUUCAGUGCAACCUGCUGAAAAGCCAAAUCCUUCAAAUUUUCAGUUAAACUGGUCUGAAGAAAACACAGAUGGGAGUUGUUUCCAUGGGCAUAGCCUGAAGGGAAUUUUGCAAGAAAAACAUGGUUUACUUACAGCCAUGAACCCUGACUAUUGGCUGUGUACACUUAAACUAUGUACUGAGAAGUGGUGUGGUCGUCUGGCUCAUUACAGAGAACUGGACUUUCCACAGAGUUAUCAUUUUGUACUAAGCUUAUUCUCCUUUCUUCUGAGGGUACAGCCUUCUUACAUUCAUGAAGAGAUGUGAACGGGAGAUGUUUGACUUUUUCCUUGACCUCUUAAACAGACUUAAACCUGAUUGAACAGCAGUGCUGAGAAGCAGGGAAGCCCUGUGCCUCCGUGCGGCGCCAGUUUAUUGGCCGUAUUUUGCAGUCUUCACUGUAAUUGCAUCCUAAUGCUCUAUUUCUAGCAUUUCUCCUGAAACAGUAGUGUUUGGAAGAUUUGAGAAAGCUUCAUGAAAUGUAGGUUCUGCAAGAGAGUAACUCACUGUCUCGUAACUUCCUGGAAAGCUCAUAAAAAUCCUCUCUUCUGGAUGAUUAAGACUGCCUUCUUUGCCGUUAUGGACAGAAAAAGAAAUUGCUGAUGCUCUUGAAAGAAUCUUUCGGGAGCAAUUUGUGGGAAAUUGUCAGAGGAUGGUUUAGCGAGGCUGAGAGCAAAAGGGCAGGAACCGCAGGCCUUUGGGGAAAGUUACGGUCUGAAAAUGUGUGUGAGAACUCUGACUAGGUGUGUGCUCUUUGGCUUAUCCAUCUGCUCCUCACAUCAGCUUAAGUAUGUUUUAGGCUGUUUCAGAGGCAUUGAAGAGUCAGGAGAAUUUUGUUUAAUGAGUCUCAUAUUUCAGUCCAAAAUGAAAUGUACUUCCCAGUAGAUAUGGGUCAUGUAUUUCCUAGCUGAGCAUGUUGGUGUAUGUGGAUUGGCCAAAGCAGUGUCUCUGAGUGUUUUUGUCCUAGCAGUAA
This is a messenger RNA of Rhea pennata, 2400 nucleotides long. RefSeq names its product TATA-box binding protein associated factor, RNA polymerase I subunit B (gene TAF1B). Gene Ontology annotation, molecular function: RNA polymerase I core promoter sequence-specific DNA binding. Lineage: Eukaryota; Metazoa; Chordata; Aves; Rheiformes; Rheidae. Gene Ontology annotation, cellular component: RNA polymerase I core factor complex; RNA polymerase transcription factor SL1 complex. The coding region runs from base 21 to 1694 and encodes 557 amino acids. The transcript is spliced from 16 exons. Gene Ontology annotation, biological process: nucleolar large rRNA transcription by RNA polymerase I; RNA polymerase I preinitiation complex assembly. The record is from RefSeq and is a predicted model, not a curated record.